AUGGCUGCCUCAACAGAAGUAAACUCUUCGACGACGACGACGACGACGACGAUUGUUCAACUGGGAGACGAUCUCCUCGUAGAAAUCCUGAUUCGCCUCCCGAACCCCAGAUUCACCUGUCGAUGCAAAGCCGUCUGCAAGCGAUGGAAUUCCCUCAUCUCCGAUCCAAUCCGCUUCAAUCGCCGUUUCGUUUCCCACCACCAGAGCAGGAACCGGCAACCUCCUCUCCUUCUACACUCGGACGACCCGCGAGCUAUCAUCAGGAGCUUUAUCCCCAUGACUACUUCACGUACCCACAGCUCCUUCUCGGUAAUGGAUUCUUACAAGGACUUGGUUCUAUGCGGGUUUUCGAAUGUGGGUCCCGCCAGCGGCUACAGCGAACCGGUCGCAGAAUUGUACAGGUCGUACUUACUCUGCAAUCCGUUUACUAAGCAAUGGGUCGCCCUCCCUUUGGCGCCCGAAUUGCCCACGGGGUGUUGGCACUUCUUUACAAGGUUAGUUUGCGAACCCCGGAUUUCUAAUGAUCUUGAUCUAGGAGAGGAAGUGUUUGCUUAUUCUUCUGAGUUUCGAUUUCGAGUGAUUUCCUCGUGUACUUGUCAUACCAUUUCAGAUUUCAUAGUGGCAUCUGGAAAAGUUGAUGAGGUGCCAGGUGCUACUCCUGUUCUCAAGUCUGAGAUUAUGGCUGAGGUGGAAGCAAUUCUAGAGCCACUCCUCCAACUUCCACAUGGUCCUCCUCUCAUCCAGCGUGCAUUGUUUUUCUAUCACCGACAGCUGCUACAAAAGCUUCUAUUUGUUGAUUCUGUAACUAUGGCCAAUGAUGUUCAACUGGCUGCCCUUUUUCCUGGAGUUGAUCCGAAAAGUGCUAUUAAUUCCGAGUGCAACGAGGUAGUUCAGUUUCUAACACAUUCUCAUCGCGAGGACGUGACCUAUAGAGCAAUGACUGUGUAUCGCGUAUUCUUGAUGCAAGGAUUGGGAGGAUUUAAAACUGAAGUCAGGGUAAGUGAUAAGCAACUAAGUGGAAGUGCUGCGCAGACCAUUCAAGGCACACUUGCUCAGCCAACUACGCUCCAUAAUAAUCUUCUUAAAGACUGUAUAUCGCGUAUUCUUGAUGCAAGCAAAAUGAGAGAAUUUAAAACUGAAGUCAGGGCAAGUGAUAAGCAACUAAGUGGAAGUGUUGCACAGACCACUCAAGCUGCUGCUGGAGUUGGGGAUCCAACUGUGGCGCAGAAUGUUCCUCUGGAUGCUGCUGUUGCUGGAGGUUAAAAUCCUGUUGGGUUACAUAUUUAGAGUAGUAGCAGCCGCAACCAAUGAGGCGGGCUGUAGGCGAUGAGAUUAAUUGGGUGAGCAAUGGAAUAUGGAAAGCUAUAUUUGUUGGGUCACGUCGAGAAAACAAACAACCAACUCAAAAAAUGAGGAAGCACAUUAGCACAAAAUAAAGUUUUUAUUAAUUUUUUUGGGGUUUAAUAUCUUAUAAGAAGUUGUAUGUUACAAUUAUAAGUUGCAG
Messenger RNA from Linum tenue, 1504 nucleotides. The record is from the annotation of a GenBank genome assembly. NCBI's taxonomy places the organism in Eukaryota, Viridiplantae, Streptophyta, Magnoliopsida, Malpighiales, Linaceae.